CACCUUGAAAGUUGGAUGACCCGCCAACCCAAUCCCAAAGAAGAAGAAGACCUGUCGCGUGAGAUAUUUACUUGGUUCACUACAGUCAAGAUGAGUACGUUUAACAGCGUUUUGCUGAACAUUUCAGGUGAACUUGUUGGUGAUCAAUUGGAGAAAAUGAAGUUCCUGUGUAUUACAGAAAUAGGAAAAAAUCGUCUCGAGAAGAUGACCAGUGGCUUACAACUUUUCAUGGUCCUAAUGGAAAGAAAUAAACUUGGACCUGACAACACAGUAUUUCUAGUUUCGCUUUUGACAGACAUUGGUCGCCUAGAUCUUGCGGACAAACUUACCAACUGUGAAAGCCAAUAUGCUGGAACACCGAAUUAUCUUCCCAACGAUGAGGAGCAAGCAAAACUUGACAUCGCAACAGAAAUUAUCACUAACAACAUUGGAAAGAAGUGGCGAACAUAUGGUCGUAAACUUGGUCUGCCAGAGGCCAAACUGGACCAUAUCGCGCAGAAGCACCCAAACAACCUGGAAGAGCAAGUGAUGGAGCUUUUGAAGGAGUGGCGGAAAAAGCAGAAAGCUGAGGCCAAAACAGACACUUUGAUAAAGGCCCUUCACUCCUGUGAUCAGAACUGCACUGCUGAUCUGACACAGACAGAACUUGAAAAACUUAAUGCCAAUGGUGGACAGUGAAAGUGUGACAAACAAUCUUCAUCUUUUCUUAGGCCUCUUAUGUUGUUUACUCAAUGGAUUAUUUAUUGAUUGCUUUCACAAUGAGUUUGGUGCUUUUAUACGAUUCAGUAAAUUCACCACAAUUUGUUGGCAAUAUUGGUAUACCAGUAUACUCAUGGACCAGUAUAAUUUUAUGGAAAGUAGCCCAGUGCACUCUGGGUACAUACAUUCCUACUACAUAUUGUAAGGGAAUUUGGGAGAAACUUGAUUGGACUAUGGAUAUUAUAAAAUUGUAUAGAUAAUGUGCAUUUAAAUGUGAUAUUGAUGUAUCCACUGUUGAGAUUAGUAAACUGGUAAAAGAUUAGUAAACUCCCUCAAGCUGGUAAAAAUACUUUUCUAAUUAUUUAAUGUUGAAGUAAACUCAAAUGGAUUUGUUUA
Molecule: messenger RNA, 1095 nt
Organism: Oncorhynchus mykiss (rainbow trout)
Lineage: Eukaryota; Metazoa; Chordata; Actinopteri; Salmoniformes; Salmonidae
Product: FAS-associated death domain protein
Biological process (GO): positive regulation of innate immune response; regulation of apoptotic process; extrinsic apoptotic signaling pathway
Cellular component (GO): CD95 death-inducing signaling complex
Molecular function (GO): caspase binding; death receptor binding
Source: RefSeq, a predicted model, not a curated record